UUUUUCAUCAAUGCAGCACAAACAGAUCAUUUCAGUGAUGAGGAAAUAUCUCCAUAAUAUUUAAUAGUUUCAGAUUUGUCUUUUUUAAUCGAUUAAUAAAAAAUAUUGAGAUUUGGAAGAGCUGCUAAUGGUAAUAUGGAGAAAAAUUAUAAUUUGUCAUAUUUAUUCAACUCUACUAACCCAUAAAGACAAAGAUUAUGUUUUCUUUUACACAAGUUCAAAACAUUGUCCACUGUCCUGUGUUAACGUAACCAUGGUUUUUUAGCCGUAGAUUUACAGCUGCAUUACACGUGCCUUGAUUUUGGAGCUCUGCUUAACGUAUCACCAACCAGAUCAGUACAGUUUAAAUCAUAAUGGUUGUUUAAGGUGACAUAUGUAGCAGUGUUAGAAAUUAUUAUCAAGAUGCAAAGAAAUAAUGUUUCUAAAAUAUUUUGGUGCCAUGUCAAAAACAUCUCUGUUGUGUUGCAGAGAUAUCUACUGAAGUUAACAUGCUAACAACUAGAUCCAGGCCUGAAACCAGAGCCGCCCAGCAGGCCACCUAGAUUCAGUCUUUGUGUGUUGUUAGCGCGCUAACAGCUGGGUGCCAAUCAGAGUUACCAUUUGUUUUUCAUUUGCGCCUUUGUGUUUAUCUUCAGGGCAUGUCUCUCUAGUACAUUUACACUCAGGUGGGGUAAAGAUUAGACAUAUUUAAAAGGGCCUAAUACUCAUUCACUGACUUUUAUUCUAAGGACAAUAAUGUAAGGGGUUACAGAGCACAUUGAUUUUUACUUUAUUAAUAUGUUUUUGAUGCAACAGAAGUUCAUUUGGCAUGUUCAGGGGUUCAAUAAGUGCAUGACAGGUUUUUAGUUACAGCUGCACGUGAGCCUGUGGUCUUAUAUGGCUCAUUUCCAGAUAGUGUGUAGCUGUAUACAAAGAUACGAUACCAACAGUGUAAACGCCCUCACUGAGGCCUAUAAAUGAAAUGACCUUUCAGCUGUCUGCAAGAUUCUCACUAUCACCCGACAGAGCAGAUCACUGCGAAUCCAAAGACUUCAGAUUGUCUCUGACCAUCACAUCAACCCCUCGUCCUGCAGCUGCGACAGAGACUCUGACUCCAACAUGUUCUUGUUCCUCUUCCUGUUUGGUCUGGCUCUGGGUGCUGUGUCUCCUUCAGAUGUGCCUCAAGUGAAGCUGCAGCGUGGCGGCUGUCCCAUGUUCUGGUACAGCUUCAACGGACGCUGCUACAAGUACGUUUCAACACAUUUGACCUGGGCUGAUGCAGAGCUGUACUGUGUGUCAGAGGGAGCCAACCUGGUGUCUAUCCACAGUCGCGAGGAAGAGGAUUUUGUCAAGUCCCUGGUCAAGAACUUUGACCACGGUGAAGGACCCACCUGGAUCGGACUCAGUGACAUCCACAAAGAUGGAAGAUGGAUGUGGUCUGAUGGUUGUGCAGUGGACUUUGUCUUUUGGAAUGCAGGAGAGCCAAACAACUACGGAGGAAGUGAACCCUGUGUUCACAACAACCAUGGCACAGAUCGGAGGUGGAAUGACUGUCUGUGUUCAGGAACUUAUCCCUCUGUUUGUGCAUCUCGCAUAAUGUGUCCUUCUUAACUGAUGUGGUUCCAUAUGUCUGAUUCAACCUGGGCCCUGUUCACCUGUUUCUCUGUUGAUGUGCUACUACAAAGAUAACUGUGUAUAAUGAAUGUGUGUGUGUGCACCUGGAUUGGACUCUGAGGUGAUCAGUGACUUUCCACCUGUUGCUCUGUAGUGAUGACAGAUUUAAAUGUGAUGAUUGAAAUUCUCCUUUUGUUUUUUGCGUUUUGGAUCCCAGCUGAUCAUUAAAGCUUGUUUUA
This is a messenger RNA of Acanthopagrus latus (yellowfin seabream), 1832 nucleotides long. Its product is annotated as lactose-binding lectin l-2-like. Gene Ontology annotation, molecular function: signaling receptor activity. Lineage: Eukaryota; Metazoa; Chordata; Actinopteri; Spariformes; Sparidae. Bases 1099 to 1590 code for a protein of 163 amino acids. The transcript has a single exon. The record is from RefSeq and is a predicted model, not a curated record.